Messenger RNA from Tripterygium wilfordii, 1880 nucleotides. Its product is annotated as protein DETOXIFICATION 14-like. The transcript is spliced from 8 exons. Gene Ontology annotation, cellular component: membrane. The record is from RefSeq and is a predicted model, not a curated record. Gene Ontology annotation, biological process: xenobiotic detoxification by transmembrane export across the plasma membrane. Lineage: Eukaryota; Viridiplantae; Streptophyta; Magnoliopsida; Celastrales; Celastraceae. Gene Ontology annotation, molecular function: xenobiotic transmembrane transporter activity; antiporter activity. The coding region runs from base 297 to 1673 and encodes 458 amino acids.
AAUACUGCUGAUUUGUCAUCUUCUUUUUUUUUUAUUUGUUUCUCUUACAGGUGAACAUGUGAUCCGAUGUUAGUUGCAGGGGUGCAACCUAGAGGUUUCAUGUUCAAUUCCAAUAAACAGUCUCUCCACAUAUUAUGUGGAGGCAAGGUCUACGUACAUUCUGCAUGUCCCCGACUCCGUGCCCACUGCGGAAUCCUUGUGCACGAGAGUUGUUUACCUGAAAAAUAUCUCUUAUCCUGUCCACAAGAGACAAACAAGGGUCCCUAGCUUACCACUGCUAUAGGAAGAGAAGAGAUAUGGCAGAAACUGAAGAGAAAAGAUGCAGUGGCGGGUACGUGAAAGAGCUAAAGAAGGUAAGCUAUAUUGCAGCUCCAAUGGUGACAGUGAGUGUGUUGCAGUAUCUUCUGCAAGUUGUAUCAGUAGUUAUGGUUGGACAUCUUGGUCAGCUCGUGCUAUCUAGUGUAGCCAUUGCUACCUCUCUCACCAAUGUAACCGGAUUCAGUCUUCUUUCAGGAAUGGCUGGUGGAUUGGAGACACUAUGUGGUCAAGCUUAUGGAGCACAACAAUAUCAAAAGCUAGGAAUCUAUACUUACAGUGCCAUGAUAUCUCUUCUUCUUGUUUGUCCCCCAGUCUGUGUUCUGUGGAUCUUCAUGGACAAGCUCUUACCAGUUGUCGGCCAAGACCCCCUAAUCUCACACGAAGCCCGCAACUACGCAAUCUGGCUAAUCCCUGCACUCUUUGGAAGUGCAAUCCUUAAACCACUAACACGUUACUUGCAGACACAGAGUUUAAUCCUUCCAAUGAUGCUAACCUCCUUGUCCACACUUUGCUUCCAUACAGUUCUUUGUUGGACUCUUGUAUUUAAAUUCGAUUUAGGAAGUAUCGGUGCAGCCAUCGCCUACGGUUUGUCGACUUGGUUGAAUGUACUAGUGUUGGGGCUCUAUAUGUCAUACUCUUCAGCCUGCGAGAAAACUCGUGCAUCGUUGUCGAGAGAUGCUUUGCUUGGUCUCGGACAGUUCUUUCGCCUUGCUGUCCCUUCUGCUGUAAUGGUUUGUCUGAAAUGGUGGUCAAUGGAGCUGCUAACAUUGUCCUCUGGCCUUUUAUCAAAUCCGCAGCUCGAGACUUCAGUGCUUUCUAUAUGCCUUACAAUCUCUACAUUGCAUUUCACCGUACCUUACGGAUUUGGAGCUGCAUCAAGUAUUCGGGUCUCCAAUGAACUAGGAGCUGGAAACCCUCGAUCGGCUAGAGUGGCAGUUGGAGCAGCAAUGGCCAUAGAAGCUGUGAUUGUAAGCGCAAGCCUGUUCUGCAGCCGGAACGUUUUAGGGCUUGCUUACAGCAAUGACAGGCAAAUACAGCAUUACAUUGCAGUCAUGACUCCUUUCCUUUGUCUCUCAAUAAUCACAGACAGCUUACAAGCAGUCCUUUCAGGGGUUGCUAGAGGAUGUGGAUGGCAACACAUAGGGGCAUACAUAAAUCUUGGAGCAUUCUAUUUGGUUGGACUUCCAGUGGGUGCUCUACUUGGUUUUGUAGCACAUUUAAGAGGGAAAGGCCUGUGGAUUGGAAUAGUAGCUGGUUCAAUUGUGCAAUCAACACUUCUUUCUCUCAUCAGUGUUUUCACUGAUUGGGAAAAACAGGCAACAAAGGCAAAGGAAAGGGUGCUUGUGAGGAAAUGAGUGGAAAGAUGUCAUCACAGUUUGUGUUUUGCACCUUAUAUGUUUGAUGGUGUGGAUGAGUGAGAUGAUAAGUGGGGUCCGCUACUUUGGGUCCCACAUAUUUUAAAUCAAGGGUGUUAUUUUACACUCUUACUUUGGAUCUUUAUGUGAGAAUUACUAUAUAUAUAUAUCCCACUACAGAAUUCAAGUGUUAAGACAAGUUAUGAG